Messenger RNA from Acomys russatus (golden spiny mouse), 3692 nucleotides. It is a transcript of the gene Mmrn1, whose product is annotated as multimerin 1. The transcript has 8 exons. The coding region runs from base 16 to 3654 and encodes 1212 amino acids. Gene Ontology annotation, molecular function: extracellular matrix constituent conferring elasticity; protein binding; calcium ion binding. The record is from RefSeq and is a predicted model, not a curated record. Lineage: Eukaryota; Metazoa; Chordata; Mammalia; Rodentia; Muridae.
CGUAAAGCCGCUGCAAUGCAGGGACUAAAGUUGCUUGUCCUGCUUUCCAGUUUGUGGGGUGGCGUCUUUGGGCUUAACUACACCCAGCAUUCCUGGACCGCACCUGAGGAUGAAGAGUCCAUUCCGAUUCUGAACUCCACCUCAGCCUCUGUAAGUGAAGUACUGAGCCUCCAACUGCUCUCGGCCACUCAGAAUCCCUCAGCUAAGGCAGCUGAGGCUCCUGAGAGACCAUCUGAAGACUCUCUUCUACAGUCAACACCGCUGCCCUCUGAGACAAGCACCCAUCCUGAGGGGACGGGAAACCAAACGCCCACAGCCCUAGAGAAGACAGGGGCAGAAGCGGUAUCGCUGCCUUUUUCUCUCCAGAGGAAACCCACGAUCAAGGCCAGCUCCGGAGCAGGGCCGGUGAUGCUUGCUAAUGCCACGUUGAAAUUCCUUCAGAGUUUUUCCAAAAAGUCCAGUCAACAAGCAAUUUCCCCCAAGUCUGCUGGAAACACGGGAAACAGGCCUCCAAGGGAAACGCACCUCAGCAGACUGGACAGCAGUGGAAAUCAAAGAACCAGCUAUCAAAAACCCAGUUUUGAAACAGCUAGAGGAAAGAACUGGUGCGCUUAUGUACAUACCAGGUUGUCCCCGACCGUGAUACUGGACACUCAGGGCUCUUAUGUACCACAUGCAAGAGGAUCCUGUGGCUGGCCCAGUGGACGCUGUUCACAGAGAUCUCAGAAGACCUCCAAUGCUGUCUAUAGGAUGCAGCAUAAGAUUGUCACCUCAUUAGAAUGGAGAUGCUGUCCUGGAUACAUAGGGCCAAACUGCCAGAUCAAAGCUGAAGAACAGCAACAACUGGCACACAGUAACCAGGCUGAAAGUCACACAGCUGUUGACCAAGGAACAGCCCAGCAACAGAAGCAAGACUGUGGCGACCCAGGUGUGACUCAAAAAAUGGCAGAGCAAAUGAGCCAGCAGGAGAGGAAGCUUUUGCUUCUGCAGAAGAAGAUUGACAAUGUGUCUCUGGCUGCGGAUGACAUGAAGAAUGCAUAUCUCUCCCUAGAAGAGAAACUCAAUGGAGACAAUGGCAGAGACUUUCAGUCUAUUCUAAAAGCUCUAAAAUCAAAAAGCAUCAAUGAUCUGCUAAGGAAUAUAGUAAAAGAACAGUUGAAAGUCUUCCAAGAUGACAUACAGGAGACCACUGCCCAGCUCUUCAAGACUGUGUCAAGUCUAUCAGAGGACCUGGAAAGUACCAGGCAGGCAGUUCUACAAGUGAACCAGUCCUUAGUUUCGGUAACGGCACAGCAAAAGUCUGCAUUCAUGCAAGAAAACCAGCCCACAUGGAAGGACAUCACUGAUCUAAAGGACAGCAUCACAAACAUCAGGCAGGAAAUGACCUUGACCUGCGAGAAACAUGUUAAGGAGCUGGAAGCAAAGCAAGCUCGUUUGGAAGGAGCUCUAGAACAGGAGCACUCACAGCUUGUUCGGUACGACCAAUCCCUCAAUGAAACUCUCUCUAAAAUGCAGGAAGCACAUACUCAGCUCUUAUCAGUUCAACAAGCAUCAGGAACAGGGAAUGUUGUCACCGAGGAACUGGGCAGCAGUAAUGUCACUAAGUAUAUAUCUGUGCUACAUGAGACAGCAAGCAAGCAAGGUCUGAUGCUGCUGCAGAUACUCAGUGAUUUGCACGUCCAAGAGAGCAAGCUCAGCAACCUCACCAUCCUUUUGGAGAUGGAGAAAGAAUCAGUCAGGGGAGAAUGUGAAGAGAUGCUAUCUAAAUGCAGACAUGACUUUAAAUUUCAGCUUAAGGACACAGAGGAGAAUCUGCAUGUGUUAAACCAAACGAUGGCUGAGGUCAUCUUUCCCAUGGACCUAAAGGUGGAUAAAAUCAGCGAGCAGCUAAAUGACCUGACAUAUGACAUGGAGAUCCUCCAGCCUUUGCUAGAGCAGAGGUCAUCACUUCGACAGCAGGCUACACAGGAGCCAAAGGGGUCCACAGUUACCCGCAGAGAGAUGCAAAGCCUGAUUGUCGCCAUCAACCGCCUGAAUGUUCUUACCAAAGAACUUACAAAAAGACAUAACUUACUCAGGAAUGAAGUGCAGAGCCAGGACGAAGCCUUUGAAAGACGCAUCAGUGACCACGCUUUGGAAACAGAAGAUGCCCUAAAUAAGACAAUGACUGUUAUAAACAAUGCCAUCGAUUUUGUUCAAGAUAACUACGUGCAAAAGGAGACUUUAAGUGCAAUGACGUAUAAUCCCAAGGUUCAUGAGUGUAACCAAAAUAUGGACACCAUUUUGACAUUUAUUUCUGAGUUCCAGCACUUGAAUGAUUCUAUUCAGACUUUGGUAAAUGACAAUCAGAAGUAUAAUUUUGCUUUGCAAGUUGCUAAAGCCCUUACAGCUGUUCCUAAAGAUGAGAAACUAAGUCAGUUAAACUUUCAAAAGAUUUUUCAAAUCUUUAAUGAAACCAUUUCCCAGGUGAGCAAAUGGCAGCAAAAUAUGAGUUACUUAGAAAAAAAUAUACUCUCAAUAACAAAAAGUGCCAAAGAGUUUGAAACCAGAUUACAAGGUGUUGAAUCCAAAGUGACCAACACACUCAUACCUUACUAUGUCUCAUUUAAAAAAGGUGGCAUGGCAUCAAAUGAAAGAGAUACUAAUCUUCAGCUGAAGGUAUUAAAUUCCAGAUUUAAGGCACUGGAAGCAAAAUCCAUCCAUCUCUCAGUGAGUUUCUCUUUGCUUAACAAAACUGUCCGUGAGCUUUCAAUGGCAUGCCAUAAUGCUUCUAUAAGUGCCUAUGGACAGAAUGCUCCCAUACCCAUGUGGACCAAAGGUCCCCUGAAAGAGGGACAGAGUUCUCAGAAAUAUCUGGCCGAACUUGUAGAAUCAAUAGUAGAAGUAAAAACUCAAGCCGCCCUAUCUAAUUUAACUUGGAAUGUUGACCGCUUGUUGUCUGAUAGUCUGGCAAAUAUUGCCAAGGCUCAGAAGCAGGUAAAACUGCAGAAGAAACCCAACACACUUAAGAAAGCAGUGAACAUGACAACCAUCCUGAUAGGCCGGACACAACGGAACACGGACAGCAUUACACUCUCUGGGGCACAGGAACAUUCUAGCUGCAGCAGCUUCCCCUGCCAGAAUGGGGGCACGUGCAUCAGUGGGGUAACCAGCUUCACCUGCGCCUGCCGACACCCCUUCAUGGGGGACACUUGCACUGUGAAGAUGGAGGAUGAAAAUGCCAUAGCACCAGAUUUUUCCAAAGGAUCUUACAGAUAUGCUCCGAUGGUGGCGUUUUUCGUAUCUCACACUCACGGAAUGACAGCACCGGGUCCUAUCCUGUUUAACGAUCUAGGUGUCAACUAUGGGGCCUCCUAUAACCCAAGCACUGGCAAGUUCAGAAUUCCGUACCUUGGAGUGUACAUAUUCAAAUACACCAUUGAGUCAUUCAGUCCUCAUAUCUCGGGGUUUUUAGUGGUUGAUGGAGUAGACAAGCUUAGAUUUGAGUCUGAAAAUACUGACAAUGAAAUACACUGUGAUAGAGUUUUGACCGGGGAUGCCUUAUUUGAACUAAAUUAUGGGCAGGAAGUGUGGCUGCGUCUUGUAAAAGGGACAAUUCCAAUCAAAUAUCCCCCUGUGACCACAUUUAGUGGUUACUUGUUAUACCGCACCUAAGUAUGGCCGAGAGAGACACUGUCAACUCCUCUCCAAUG